Messenger RNA from Pocillopora damicornis (cauliflower coral), 3151 nucleotides. Its product is annotated as tripartite motif-containing protein 2-like. The record is from RefSeq and is a predicted model, not a curated record. NCBI's taxonomy places the organism in Eukaryota, Metazoa, Cnidaria, Anthozoa, Scleractinia, Pocilloporidae. Gene Ontology annotation, molecular function: ubiquitin protein ligase activity; protein binding. Gene Ontology annotation, biological process: protein polyubiquitination; proteasome-mediated ubiquitin-dependent protein catabolic process.
UUCCAGUGUUGCAUGUUUUGGUGUGAAGAGUGCCUCGUUGCACAUAACAUCAUUAAAAGCAAUAAAGAUCACCGUGUUCUAGGGCUCAAAGACUUUCAAGAAAAGGAUUACGUGGACAUGUUGAAACGACCCUUGUUCUGCUCUAAACAGCUGCACGAGAAAGAAGAACUUAAAUACUUCUGCAAGAACUGCGAAACGGCAGCUUACCAAAGCUGUGUUGUGAUAGAUCAUACGGAUCACGCCAUAUUGCACCUAGAGGAAGAAGCGGAAAGACAAAAGAUGGAACUGAAAUCACUGGCUGAAAUACAGAAGCACGAUUUACAAGCAAAGAUUAACGCUUUGGGUCGACUCGAUGAAGAUUACGCAAAAUUGAUACGACAAAACGAAGACAUCAAGAGACAAGUGCAGACGUUUGUGGACAAUUUGAUUGCAACUAUUGAAGCGAAGAAACAAAAUAUCAUGGCAACGGCGGACGAUGAAACGAAAAGAUUUCUCGAAACUCUAACAAGGCAAAAGACGGAGAUCGAGAGUGAAGUAAAGAUCAUCGAAUCUUCACUGGAAAAAGCUGAUACAAUUCUAAAACGAAGCACACCCGCCCAAUUCGUUCAACUAAAGAAAUCAUUUGAGGAAAUCUUUCCAGGAAUUAAUCAAAGCCAGCCAAAAGACCGUUACCCGGAAAAGCUUCCUGUUUUGGCUUUCGUGGAAAACCCAAAGAUGCUAAGCAAUAUAAACGCCGAAGAAAUCGGAAUGUUGCAAAUAGCACACCAAACAACAGCAAGUCAGUCAGUUACUGAAGGAAAAGGACUUGAAGAAGCAAUUGCUAACCGUCAAGCACACUUUUCUCUGACCACAAGGGACUAUAAAGGAAGACAGUGUUACAAUGAAGGUGACCAUGUAACAGUGGAGAUCAUUGACGAACAAGGACGCGACUGCGCAACGGAAUUGCAAAUAGUUGACAAUAAGGAUGGACUCUAUAAAAUCAGUUAUUCUCCUAGAAAUGAAGGAAGAUGUAAAGUGGCGAUAAAGGUAAACGGGAUACAUGUGCACGGAAGUCAAUUUAUUAUCCUCGUAAAACCAUUUCACUUUAGACCUGUUUCAGCUUUUGGAGAACAGGAUUUGUCGGUUGGAAAGUUUAAUGGGCCUUGGGGGGUUGCAGUGAACGCUAACGACGAGAUCGCUGUAACUGAUCAAAGCAACCACAGAGUUCAAAUUUUCAGUAGUGAAGGAAAGUUUUUAAGAUCAUUUGGUAAGAAGGGUGACAUUGUCGGAGAAUUCAACAAUCCUCGGGGAAUAACAUUUCAUAAUAAUGGAAAUAUUUUUGUAGCAGACAGCUUAAAUCAUAGAAUUCAGAUUUUUAGUGGUGAGGGUGAGUUCGCGGGAAGUUUUGGUGGGAAAGGAAACGUUGACAGUCAGCUUGAUAUUCCCUCGGGUCUGUCUGUAGACAGUGAGGGGAAUAUCAUUGUUGCAGACGUAGGUAAAAAACUUAUAAAGAUAUUUUCUCCUGAUGGAAAGUUUCUAAGGAGGAUAGGUGAGAAGGGCUCUUUUUCUUUUCCUAUCCACUGUAUUCAGUAUGACAGAUAUCUCAUAGUGUCAGACCAUAGUGAUAACUGUAUCAAAGUUUUUGACAGGAAUGGAAAGUUUCAGUACAAGUUUGGAGAGCCGGGAGAAAAAGACGGGGAGUUUAAUUAUCCAAGAUCUUUGUUAGUGAACAAGUCAGGGCAACUUAUGGUCUGUGACUCAAACAAUUAUAGAAUACAAGUCUUUAAACUGAAUGGAAAUUUUGUAGGUAAGUUUGGAACAAAGAAUAAUCAUUUAGGAGAAUUGAUAACUCCACGUGCAUUAGCUGUUCUCAGUACAGGGAGAUUUGUUGUUACCGAUGCUCGUAACCAUCGUAUUCAGUUAAUUGAGUAGUACAGAUUCUCUCUGGUGAACUGUUUGGCUUACUUUAAGCAGAAAGAAAUUCAACCGCUUUCUACAUAAAUUAAUUGAGUUAUAUAUAUAAUUAACAAAUGGAGGUAAACAAAGUAAUAAGGGAGAAAUGAAAAUAAAUUCUUUGGUGCACAUAUCCGUAAAUUUUUAGCGGAGUGGUAGGACUGAAAAAAGGUUAAUCAAACCCAGUAUGUACACCUGUGAAGCAUUCUGAGCGCAUUGCUACUGGGAAUGUUAUGUCUACAUAAUCAAAACAUUUGGUAUUCAUUAUUUUAACAAACGAAAGGUUGUAUUAUUCAUUAUGCAAAAGUGUUUUCACUUAAAGUGGAAUUAAGAUUUGAAAAUUUGUUAGCAAAUUGUUAGUAAAUGUUUUGUAGAUAAAAUGAAAAAAACAUGUAAGUUGUAGAAAGGUUCUCUCAAAGAACUUUAAACCCUUUUUUAGUGGUGUAUUUUGUAAGUGCCUUGAGGUCUUAGAAAUAACAAGGACAUAGGAUUUCUGUAUAUAGUAAGUAUUUUAGGUGAAGAGAAUUUUGAGUAAGAGAUUCAGGUUUGACUGAAUCAAAGUAAUAUGUUCAGUCAAACACAGAAAAUACAUUAAACUUGAUAAACCAAGGGCUGUAUCAGCAUGUGAAGAGUGGCCAAGUUAUUGCGGUUAAUUUUGUAUAUGAAUAAUUCAGAGAACAUGUGGAUGGCUUUCAAUUUUUCAGCCAAAAACAGAACCUUGUCCUUAAAUAUUAGUAGCUAUCAGAUGAAAAAUAGAUUUAACUCAAGAAAGGAUUAACCUGCCAUUCCAAACUGGAAAUCAUUAUCAUUAUUUUGUACUUUGGAACGUAAGCAGACUUCUUAAUACUUGUAAGUUUUUACAGAGUGAGUUUAUAGUCAUCUGAUUCAAAUUAAUUUCAAAUAGCGACUUAAACAAAACAUAAACUUCUUUACUUCAAAUGCAGCAUUGCCACAUGACCCAUAUGAAUAUUUCGUAUGCAUCGACUUUCAUGCAAAACUUGGAUUCGCUGCUAUCUAAUUCAAUGAAAUUUGCGAGUGUUUCUUCAUUUGUCUCGUUGCAGUACUGUUAUCACAAUUACACGAACUGUAAUUGUACACUGAGGGAUAAAGCUGUAACACUUUCUUCGGGUCCGUUCCUUCAUCGUCGUCAUCAUCAGGAUUACAAAUGGAGCGAGCGUUCAACAGCUUUACAAAGUUAUCUACUCCACCUGGAAGCAAA